AUUCGAGGGACAAUCAUGAUUGUCCCUCAAAUAGGCUUAGCGUGGCCCGAUCACCCAUUUAAUACGUUUGCAACCAUUUCAACCUUCAAGCUAUCCGGGACAGAAUAUCAUCCUCCACAUCAAAUACUUUAGCCAUGACUUCACUCCAGCCAGCUCAACAAGCUGAUAAGAGAGAUGCUAAGUAUUUUGCAUAUCUUAAGCAGAUGCUUCUAAAAGCUCAUCGCAUCAUUGAAUCAUACGAACCCUCCUCUGAAUUUUGUGUACAGCUUCACAGUUUUAUCCGAGCGCUACCUGUUCCUCCCAGAGAAGAGGCAGAAAACAAUACAACCACUGUGUUUAAAACGCAUUUGCCCUCUGAGCCUUUUCGCAACCCAACAGGAAGCCUCACUACAAGCAACCCUGCCAUUCAAGAUAAGGCUUCUCUGAAAUUCGUUAUUUACAAACCCACUGAGGACAAACCCACUGAGGACAAUUCUGCUACGCGAAUUGACUACAGAUGGAAAAAGGAGCUGAAUAUUUUUCUCUCAAAUAUACCAGAAACGGAAAAAUGGGGGAGCCCGCCACCUCGCGAGAAGAUACUUCGGCUACUACUUUGCCGUAAGGUUCGAUUCGACAAGGUUCGGCUCGACGGGGAUGGGAGUGGGGCCAGGGAUGACGACGGAGACGACGACAGAGAGGACGAUGGUCAAGACGAGUGGGAUGAAAGGUGUCGUGCCUAUGCCAGCUCUACCGCAGAAGCAAUGGAGAUAAAUUCCGUUUUCCGGGGGAUAUUGGCGUUUCGCGUCAUCAUUGUGGCCCUGGCGUGUGUUGUGAUGUUAGAGAAUGGGGCCGAACUCGCCGACGCCGAGUCAAUCUUGAAAACUUGCAUUCCCACUCUAAGCACGGCGAUGGGAAGAACACUCGCACAGAAUAGACACGCUGCAAAGUGGGUCAAUUCGCAGAUUUUGGAACUCCGUAAGGUUGGAUGGGGAGAUAGGAGUGCAGAGGUCUUUCUUCUAUAUGGGCAGAGUAUCUCGAAGUUUAGACUGAUAUGUUCAAACACAUGUAGCGGUGAUGCAUUCAUCGCGGGAAUGAAAAAGAAAGGCAAACCUAUACCAAAACUAGGUGACAAUGAGAUGCCAAUAUCUAUUCCUUGCAUCGUCAAGCGCUGCUGCGGGAAAUCUGCUUCGUUAAGGAAAGUCUGUGAAGUUCUUUCCUACGAUUUCAGGGAGGUCCACCCUUUAUACAAGGAAUUCUAUGCUUCUCGAGAUGAUUUGGACGGCGAGAGCGACGGCCCCGAAUACGCUGCGGAAUGUCCAUCUGAAAGCAAUAUUAGCGGUUAUGAAGCUCACACCAGUGGUAGCGAGGCACCCACUCUCUGCACCUCGUCGCUUGGGACGGGUCGAGAUACGGACGAACCUGCAGCAAAUCUGGAAACACCUACAGAUGCGGCUGGAGACACACCUUGUGCGAAUGGGCCGAACAGGUGGCCACAUGCGAGCAUCGAUCGUAGCGAAUAUCAGCCUUCGCAACAAAGAAGACAAGACGGAGAAGUAGAUGAGACUUCUUCAGCCACGGAAUCGAGUACUCCAAGUACUCCCUCCCAGGACGGAAAUUCGAUCGCUACGAGGCCCCAACAGCAGGCAGGCUCAUGGAUAGAAGGGGGACCUGGGCAGCAGUGUGAUAGCCAGCCAAGGGCGAAACGUCGGCGAACGGAUGAUGUGCGGGGUGGACAGACGAGCAGCGUGUCUGGAUCGAUUCAUAGCUCCCAAAACGCACAAAACCGGUCACAGAGUGAUGUGGUUGGGCAUGGCUCAACUAAUAUUUCGACAGAAUGGGUGUCGACAAGGCCCGAGACAACAAAUAAUGGAGGACAACAGGCAAACAAUCUGUCGGGCUUCCGAUUGCAGUUACCAUCACUUUCCGUACGCCCCAAUAGGCAACAUUCGGAUUAUUCCACACAAACCUUGAACCAACGGAGUGUCGAGCCAUAUACCCACCAGGCCGGUUCCGCUCCAACAGUAAAUGUGUAUGCUAAUUCCCAAAGGCAAAACCAACACCAAGUCCAACAAACGCGCAAUACUUCUCUGACCCACGUUGCACCACGCGCCUUCACGCCUACCCCAUCAAACAAUUCUCAAGCCUAUAACCUCCCCACCAAUAGAGCACCAACAUACGCCCCCCCAGUACAGGGGUUUUUAGAUCACCAAACCAUGGUUGUGCGUCAGACACCAGCGGCGCAUACGGCCACCAUCGGGGCGCUUCUGAAUACAAAUGAAGAAGCGACCAUCAAUACAGGAGUUGGUGCGCCAGUAAACUCUUUUGACCACCGCGGAAUGCCAAUAUCAUGGGGAGACUCUCAGCAUCAGCGCCAAGCCCGCCAAACGCAUAGCAUUCCCCAUUCCCUUGGGACAUCAACUCAACAUAGAUUGAUUCAGGAGGUGCGAGGCCAGGUGGAGGGCGCCGCAAGUACAAAUAAUCCGGUAGCUAUUCAUACGGCUUAUACUGGAUUAUCUGACACUGAUUACAACGGCCAACAACUCGCUGCGGAAUCAGGAAGUUUACCAACCGCAACCAACCACCAAAACAACCCCUACGGCAAUCGGGGAUCGUAUUCUGGCACUGGUCCAUGGCAGCCUAGUAGCGGCUUUGACCCGUUUUCUGCUACUAGGUAUACUCCCAACAUUGAUUCAUGGACAGCGCAGCAAAGUAACCUGAACUCCGUGCCUGUCUCUCUUAACACCGACACAUGGACAGCGCAGCAAAGCAACCUGAACUCCGUGCCUGUCUCUCUUAACACCGAUACAUGGACAGCGCAGCAAAGCAACCUGAACUCCAUGCCUGUCUCUCUUAACACCGAUAUAUGGACAGCGCAGCCAAACAGCUUUAAUUCUCUGUCUACUAGUACACAUUCCUGA
Messenger RNA from Trichophyton rubrum CBS 118892, 2897 nucleotides. RefSeq lists its product as uncharacterized. Lineage: Eukaryota; Fungi; Ascomycota; Eurotiomycetes; Onygenales; Arthrodermataceae. The record is from RefSeq and is a predicted model, not a curated record. Bases 135 to 2897 code for a protein of 920 amino acids. The transcript is spliced from 6 exons.